UGCUAUCCCUACCACUGCACAGUUCUUCUACAGGACACACGUUUAUGUUUACAUAUUUAAAUGUACCCACCAGUAGUUUAUAAGUAGUGAAUUGUCCGUUUAACUUGUAAUUUAAACUGUGGAGUAGAUUGCACGUGUGUCUGAAAUGUACCUGGUUGUUUUUUCGUUCUGAACCGUGUCUAUUAUGUACCACGGCAUUGAUAUUCAAACAGCAUAUAUGAUAAGUACCUCUAACUGUGGAAUACCGGUACACGAGCCCUGAUAUAUUUAUAUAUUGCAUUUGAUUGAAUUGGACAUUACAUGAAAAAAAAAUGAGUAAGCAAGUGGGAGAUGACCAAGCUAACGAAACUACCUUGAAGGCAGAAAAACCUCAGGAUAUAAAGCUACAAGAAAAGCCGACAAAGCGUUCAAGGGAAGAGAAAAUGAGAAAAAAGGAUGAAAAAAGCGCUGAAUAUAUGUUGAAAACAUUGAAUAAUUUGUCUACUCCUGAAGAAAAAUUAGGAGUAAUGUACCAGAAGUACGCUGAAGUGAUAAAUGAUCACAGAAUGUUACAGAACACAAUAAAAGCAUUGGAAAAGAAAUUGAAUAUUUUACAAAAGGAAAAAGAGCAGUUACAAACGGAACAUAAUAAAGCCAUUUUGACAAGAAGCCGUUUGGAAAAUCUAUGCCGUGAACUACAAAGGCAAAACAAAGCUAUCAAAGACGAGAGCAUCAAUGCAAUGAAAGAAGAAGAGGAAAAAAAACGAGAGGUAGCAGCGAUGUUUCACUCGACAUUGACUGAACUUGGAAAUUUAGUGUCAAAAAACAAUGAUAAAAAUAACAAACUUAGAGAUGACAAUUUAGACAUGUCGACAAAACUGAAAAAUGUCUGCGAACAGUAUGAAAAGAAAGAACAGCAUGUUGAUAAAUUAGCUAAACAGUUAGAAUUAGAAAUGCAACUUACAGAGGUCAAACUAGCGAAGGCACAAAUGGAGAUGGCCAUUGAAAAGGAUACACUAAAUAGAGAAAAACAACAACUGCUACUGGAACUCGCACAGUGUAGAGCUAUAAAUGAAGAACAUCAAAAUACAGAACAAGGAUUGAGAAAUCAGAUACAAAUGUAUAAUGACAAGUAUGACGAAUUUCAUAAAGCCCUUAUACAGAGCAAUGAAGCUAUUAGCGGUUUCAAACAAGAAAUGGAAAGGAUGGCCAAACAAAUCUCAAAAUUAGAGAAAGAAACUAUGUCGUGGAGGACAAGGUACGAAUCAACCCACACAGCACUCUUAAAAAUGACCGAUGAGAAGCUUAGCAGUGACCAAAAUGCCUGCAUUACCCUCAGGAAGUUGACUGCGUUGCAAGGGCUCUGCAGAAAGUUACAAGAACAGUGCACUUUCCUUAGGGAUGAAUUGAAAAAAAAGGGUUUUAAUCCAGAUGAGCUAGAAAAGAAUCAAACUCAAGCCAACUCCGAUAAAAAGUUAGUCAAUGACGAGGAGAAACCCUUAGAACAUGAUAAAAAAAAUUUGGUUGAAGACGAGAGUAAACCUAUGAAUGCGUCGCCAUCCCAGGAAACUGAUUUGUCUGUGAAAGAACUAAAAAGUGAAGGCGCUGAGCGAAAUGACGAUUCUUCUCUCAAUAAUGCAGUAAUACUUGCAACUGAAGUACUGUCUGGGGAAGCAGUGUUAGAUUCGCCCUCAUCGCAGCCUAAAACUCCACAAAAUGAAACUAGUCCAGUCACUGAGCACUCGCUAGCUAAUGACAAAGAUUCAGCCAGAAGUGAUCAAGCUGGAGAAGAGGAGCUUCAAAAAUCUCAAGAACAUCUUGAAAGUAGUGCUGAUGAAGAGGUAAAGAGAGGUGAAACCAAAGUCGAAGACCAAACACAGCAAAAGAAAAAGAACAAGAUAAAGAGAAAAUCUAAAAAAUAAUAAUUUUUUUUAAAUUGUAUGUUACCUUAAUAAUAAUAAAUAAAUGCCCUUCCAUUUUUGAAUUUUUCAAAGUUGCUUGACAAACAUCAUCUCGAACUUAGAUCACUCAAUAUAGUUAAUUCACAUAUUUUCUAAUAUUUUAGAAUGAUUAAUAAAGAUCCUCUUGAAUAUUAAUUAAAAUUUAAAAUUAGCCUUGUUGAUAGCAUAAAAUAUAAAAUUGAAAAUGAUUAUAGAGAAGAAUCAAGUCAAGAUUAAAAAUUAGUAAAAUAAAAGUCAAACUUUAGUUGAUUUGCUUUGUUCAAUACACACAUUUAAGCAAAUUUGCCUAGCUUGCCUGCUCAAGAAAAUAUAUCGUGAGGUAAAUAGGGCCUAACUUGUUGGAAGGACCGAGUCAAAUUAGGCUUACAAAAUUAAUGUAUUUAAAAUAGUAUUGUUUACAAAAUUUUUUUACAGAUUUGUUUUAAACAAGCCUGUCAUUAGUUCAAUUAUGAAAAGCACAUUUUUAUUACAUAGUAAAAAUUCUGAUACAUCAAUACUUUCAAAAAAAGUCUGUAGUCUCUCAUGCUAUAUGCAUAAAAGCAUGAGAGACAAUCAAUAGUAUAUUUUAUAUAAACCAAUUUUUUGAUUUCUGUUUGAAAACAUGAGUUAAUCAAAAGUAGAAAAAUAGCUCAAUUUGUUUUUAAUGAAAAUUUGUUAAUAAAACCCAUUUUGAUAAUUUU
Molecule: messenger RNA, 2620 nt
Organism: Cimex lectularius (bed bug)
Lineage: Eukaryota; Metazoa; Arthropoda; Insecta; Hemiptera; Cimicidae
Product: beta-taxilin
Exons: 10
Coding region: 312-1901 (529 amino acids)
Molecular function (GO): syntaxin binding
Source: RefSeq, a predicted model, not a curated record